Molecule: messenger RNA, 2811 nt
Organism: Gallus gallus (chicken)
Lineage: Eukaryota; Metazoa; Chordata; Aves; Galliformes; Phasianidae
Exons: 3
Coding region: 1820-2431 (203 amino acids)
Source: RefSeq, a predicted model, not a curated record
GUACGAAGGAGUUGAAGCCAAGAGAAUCUUCAAAAAGGAGUAAAUACUUUACCCAGAAAAGCACUGGAAUCAAAAUCCUAUUUAAAAAAAAGUCAAUUUUUCUACAUAUACUUUUUUUUUUUUAAUCUCCUCGCAGCACCUCCUAAGUUGUGAUUAUUUAGCCCUAAUGAAAACACAAGUUUACAUUUAGUGCUUUACCUUGAAUUAAAAAAAAAAAAAAAUCCAGUUAAAAUUUGAAGCAAAGACUAAAAAUGUUACUUGUAGGAAGUCUUACCCGAGUAACAUACUGUAAAAGGCUGCCAAAACUAUUUUCUAUAAUCAGAACCUCAAUAUUUUUUGCACUGGUUCUUGAAUGGCAACUUAGCUUCCUUACCAUGAUAUUUGUAGUGACAAACAGUUUCUCUGUGUAUGGAGUAUUGUGUAAUAGAGAUGGUAAAGCUUAAGAGAACCCUGAGAACAAGCAAGUCUCAAAAACUGUUAGAUGUAAAUAGAAAUAUACAAUAAAUAAAAAGAUAUGCUCUGAUAAUACAGCUCACUUUGAUAUUUUAAAUGAUAUCUCUGAUACCAUGCUGACAUCAACAGGAGCAGUAUCAAGCACUUACUGACAAGAGACAGAUAACCCACACAGUCAUUUUAUAAGUUUGGUUUAAAAAGUAUGGCAAUGCUUUAAAAACAUACAGGCUUUGAGCUGCCCCGGUUUAUUGAGGGUCAAAAUCAUUCUGUCAAGAAGAGCACCAGCAGCUCUGAGUGAUUUUCUUUCAGGGCAUGAAAGAAAAUAUUCAAGGAGUCUUAACUAGAUAAAGAACGAUUUCAGAUAAAGCUGACUCUACAUGCUGUGCGUCUGAUGGGUAACAAACAGGCAUCACGUUCUGCUCAUGCUGCUUAUUCUGCAGCUGCUAAGUUCAACCCAGCCUCAACCCCCGGAGCGUUAAUUCCUAGUGCCCUUGGAGGCACAAAACUUGAUGAGCACUCUGCCCUGUGCUUAUUUGCAUUUCUUAACGGGCACAGUUACGUUACACUUGGAUUUAAACGGCUUUUUUUUUUUUUUUUAAGUACUUCGUUAAGUUUAUCCCGCUCUCCAUGACUGUCUUUUCGCUGGGAGUAAAAGAGCUAAAACAAAACCUUCCAUCCUUCAGUUUUCUAUAGCUGAAGGCUCCCCGGCUUACGCUGCUGUGGCGUUCAGGGUCUCAGGGCUCCCUCUGCUGGCACCACGCUCUCACGGCGCCAACAGCAUUCUACUCGGGACUACGACGCAACUCAUUUCCUUAUAAACUGGGAUCUCCCCCGCUUUGCCAGAUAUCGAUUGUAAUAGAUAGUCUGCUCACCCGUCUACACAGCGAAACCGCCUCGCAAUGCUGAUGGAGCUGGCGGGUCUCAGCGUAGUGCCAGCAGUGCAGCUCUGCGCCUUGGGAGCUCCUCACGCAGCAUAAACCACCCACACAAAUUUCUGCGUGCUUGGGGAGCACGGCUAGCUUUCGAGGCUAAGUGCGUAUCUCAUAACAGCUUCCAGUUCUCCCACCUAUCACACCGGCAUUUCCAAGUUGAUCCUUUAGCUUUCUCCAGGAAGCCACAACAAGAACUUGUUUAUGCUUCCACACAAGUCCUGGCGUGGUUUAAGAAGCAAGGGCAACGUAACGGGCAGGGGCUGACCUCUGUUUUCCACACACCUGACCUCACCUGGCCAGGCACGCCGAGGGCCGGCAGGGAGAAGCGACCAGCAGAGCCCACGGAGCGGUGCAGGAAUGCUACCGGCUCCGACUCUGCCUCCCAGAGCGUUACUUUUCUCAACAGCAGCAGCAGAAGCGGGACUUCCCUCUUCAUGUAUCUUUACCACACUGACUCGGGGUCCCCGCCGGCUCCUCAGCAGCAGGGCUACCUGAUGGAUGCGGGCAAUGCCCCUCACGACAGAAAAGCCGUGACGGCUACCGUAGCCCGGCCGCCGCGCACGGCAGGGAACAUUCACAGCGAACGCCUGAGCGAACUGAACCCACAACGUGACACACCAACCCGUCAGCAGCGGGGCGGGCAGCGCGUCACGCGUAAAGGGCGGUGCCCACGCGAGGGCGUGGAGGCGGUACGUGCGCUCCUCUCCCAUUGGCUGCUCACCCGGAAGCGCAGCGAGCGCCUGCGCGCAGUGCACCGCGCCCCGCCUCUCGCAGCGGCUGCUCCGUGGCGAGGCGAUGGAGGCGGCCGUGCGGCGGCGGCGGCCGCGGCCGGAAGAGCGAAGCGCGGCGGAUGGAGAGCGGCCGCCGGCCCUGUCGGGGCAGUCCUAUUGGUUGGACCUGUGGCUCUUUGUCCUCUUCGAUGUGGCGCUCUUCGUAUUUAUCUACCUGCUGCCCUGAUGGGCCUGGCCCAGCCCGAGUCUGCAGGCUGCUGCUGCCACACGGGACGAUCCACAGCGGCACAGAGGUUUCAGGUUGAUGAGCCGUGAAGCGGAUACCGAGAUUGACAGACGAAGACCGAGCCACGUGAAUCACUGGAUUCACUGGAGAAUCACUGGAUGCACCUUAUGAACAUAAGCAGGACCGUUUGAAGGAGGAGCAUUUGCACAGCAUAGACAACAAUGGAGAACGAGACUUCCCAUUGAUGGAAAGGCAAGAGGCCCCCUGAGCUGGAGAGAUGGGUGCAUGCUGUAUUGCUGUACAUCCUGGGAUGUAUUAUGAGUAUUGUCUUUAGGAGUGUGUCUGUAUCCUGUCUUUCCAUGUUCUAAAUUGUGCCUUUCAGGUCAGGAGACAGCUUGACUGUGCUUUUUGUUGAGUAUAAAUGAAAAUAUGCACUGUUUGAAUAAAAUCCAGCAGUUAGAGACUGAAA